Penicilliopsis zonata CBS 506.65 is the source of this 1392-nucleotide messenger RNA. RefSeq lists its product as hypothetical. The transcript is spliced from 3 exons. Gene Ontology annotation, biological process: positive regulation of translational fidelity. Bases 1 to 1392 code for a protein of 463 amino acids. The record is from RefSeq and is a predicted model, not a curated record. Gene Ontology annotation, cellular component: mitochondrial small ribosomal subunit. NCBI's taxonomy places the organism in Eukaryota, Fungi, Ascomycota, Eurotiomycetes, Eurotiales, Aspergillaceae. Gene Ontology annotation, molecular function: rRNA binding; structural constituent of ribosome.
AUGAGGAACAGGGCGACGACGCCUUUAAGCAAGGCGAAAAUCCGGCAAUCAUGGAGCAAAUACAACCUGUAUAACCUGCAACGAUUCCGCACCCCCCCGACGUUCUUCAAGACCCAUUUCCAGCAGAAGUGGGCCGCCAAGUCGGUUUCCCGAGCAUACCAUGGCGAGCAGGUGCGGGAGUCGCAAUGGACACGCAUGUUCUCCAAGCGUCUGCGGGCUGUGAUGCCCAUGAACCCGAUACAGCUGGCGCGAGACGAUGGCUCGCAGAUGUCCGCCGGUCGAGGCUCGGGUCUUGAUCCGGAUGGCAGUGAGCGCAAGUCAGACUCCAAACGCAUUCCCUAUACCCAUAUGACCUUUGCUCCCCUCGAACGACGGUUAGACGUUGCCAUCUUCCGCGCGAUGUUCGCUAGCAGUACGAGACAGGCGCGGCAAUUUGUCAUCCACGGUGCUGUCACCGUCAAUGGACAGAGGAUGACAUAUCCCGGCUACCUCCUUAACCCCGGGGACCUCUUCCAGGUCGAACCUGAACAAGUCAUGUACGCUACCGGUGCACCCAAGGACAGGAUGGAGCGUCGGGAGGGACGAACCGCCCGCAAGCAGGCCGCUGAGGCUCGACGGGCUGCGGCUGAGGCGGCCGAGGACGUGGAGGAGGGUGCCCCAGCAGAAGAAGCAGCGGAGGAGAAGGACGGCGAGCCCGCAGCCGAAGCAGAGGCCAAGGGAGAGGAGGAUCCUCGCCAGACUCUGAGGGCUCUGCUGGCUCAGGCCAAGAAGAUCAUGACUUCCAGCAAAGAAGUUCUCCCCGCCAAACGCAAACAGGAGCUUCGGGCCUUCCAACGCUCCGUCCGUCGCGUGUUGUCUCGUUCUCAGUCCAGUGCCGUCCUGACCGACAAUCUGGAAGCCCAGCUCUCCGAAAUCACCUCCCUGCUGAAGGCUACACGUGGCGAGAAAACGACCCCCAAGGAAGAGCAGGUGUCGAAGAAGAGCGAACCGGAGGACGUCGAGCCCAGCUCGUCUACCGCUGCCGCGGAUAACAAGACGAGUGAACAGUUGGCCAAGGCAUUCCAGAAAGCAUCCUUGAAUCCGGAAGCAGAGCUGGAUGAGGAGACGACGGCAGAGCUGUCCGACGAGGACCUCAACGUCCUCAAGCGCGCACUUGUCCAACUGCGUGACAACCCGAUCGACAGCACCAAGCCAUACGCCACGCCCUGGAGGCCACGAGACUACAUGAGUGCCUUUGCUCUCAUCCCGCGAUACCUUGAAGUCAACCAUAAUAUCUGUGCUGCAGUGUACCUCCGUCACCCCGUUGCGCGACCCGGCCUCGCAGAAGUCCCGACUCCCUUCGGAGAGAACAUCAGCACGUCCGCCUUUGCCUGGUAUCUGCGGAGACGGUAA